AUGCCGCCAGCGAAACGCCGCCGGGUGACCGAUACCGCCCAACCGAACCCAGCCAUCCCACCCCCAUCAGGCCGCGAUCUGCUCUCCCCGCUCUCCGACGAGCUCCUCCUCCGCAUCCUCUCCUUCCUGCCCCUCCAGCACCUCCUGGCGGUGACCCCCGUCUCGCGCCGCUUCUACCACCUAGCGUCCGACUCCCAAUUGUGGAAGGCACUGUACUACGCGCGCUUUGUUCUGCCCCGCGCGAUGCGCAUACCGGGGUUCCGCGACGGGCCCGUAGGGGCUGGCGCGGGGCACAAGCUGCACUAUGCCGGGAGGCGGACGCUGUGGGCGGAUGGGAGGAGGGGCGGGGUUGUGGAAGAUGUUGUCCCACGACCGGUCAACUGGAAGCGACAGUACAAGAUUCGGUAUAACUGGGCGAGGGGGAAGUGCGCGGUUGAAGAGCUCAGGCUUGGCGACGAGAAGGAUGUUGGUGGUGAACAGGGGCGGAAGAUGCUCGUUAAGGUGGUUGAGGGCGUCGCCGUCACGGCGGACAGGGACGAGGGAUUGCGCGCCUGGGACCUCAAAAGCCGGAGUCUUAUUGCCCAGAUUGAGAUUGGUAGUAACGGCGCGGACGCCGCGCCAAGUUGCAUCGCCGUUGAUGAGACUGAAUUUGAAGGUGGGCUGCUUGACAUAGCCCUGGGCUUCGAUGACGGCAGUUUUGGGGUUUGGAGGUUGCUCACUGACAAGAAACGGCUCGAGCAACGGUACCGCCAUGAGAAGUCCACCAACGGCGAGCUCAUCGCCAUGGCCUUUUCGCACCCCUACUUACUGACCGCCACCCAGGCGGUGCUGGUUUCGCUUUACACCUUCGACGUCCCUACCACAAAGACAGAGGACGGCAUGCAGGCGCAGGAGUCCAGCCAGGGCAAAGCUGCGGGCAGCCUACCUGCCCCGUACCUCCUGACCUCUCUGGAUUCUCACACAUGUAGGCCGCCGCUGGCAUUGUCCAUCCGCAGAGCCGGAAGAACAACGAUCGCCUCAGUCGCUUACACCUUCUCCACCCGGCGAGGCUGGUCCAUUGGCAUCCAGGACUUGCAUCUAAACGACCCUGCCUCCCACGUGAGAGCACCCCCUGAAGUCAACGCAACCCGGAUAGCAUACACCACGCCGGUCGAAACAGCCAGCCUUCCCCAUACCCCACCUACACCGCCAGCGACACCACAACGCGGACACCGGCGCAUUACAACAGACGCUGGCGCCCCGACGACAGCCGGCGCCGCCACGCCAGCGCCGGGCCCAACUACGCUCUGCUACACCCACCCCUAUCUCCUGGCCACGCUGCCGGACAACACGCUGGUCCUGCACCUGUGCACCUCCAAUGCCUCGUCGCUCUCCAUCUCCGACGGCAUCCGGCUCUGGGGCCACACCUCGGGCAUCAGCGACGCCGAGAUCACCGCCCGCGGCAAGGCCGUCAGCGUCAGCACCCGCGGCGAGGAGAUGCGCGUCUGGGAGCUCGAGGGCCGGGCCGCUGCUGGCGUCGGCGGCGGCGGCAGCAGCACACGCAGUGUCGAGAUUCGGCCUUGGGCUGAUGAUGAUGAAGGUGGUGGUGUUGGUGUUGGCGUAAACGACCCGGCGCGGGACUGGGAUGAGAGGCGGAAUUGGGUUGGGUUUGAUGAUGAGAUGGUGAUUGUGUUGAAGGAGAGGACGGGGGCGAGGGAGAGCUUGAUGGUUUACGACUUUACUUGA
Molecule: messenger RNA, 1725 nt
Organism: Parathielavia appendiculata
Lineage: Eukaryota; Fungi; Ascomycota; Sordariomycetes; Sordariales; Chaetomiaceae
Exons: 3
Coding region: 1-1725 (574 amino acids)
Molecular function (GO): protein binding
Source: RefSeq, a predicted model, not a curated record